Paraglomus brasilianum is the source of this 468-nucleotide messenger RNA. The record is from the annotation of a GenBank genome assembly. NCBI's taxonomy places the organism in Eukaryota, Fungi, Glomeromycota, Glomeromycetes, Paraglomerales, Paraglomeraceae.
AUGAUUGACGAAAAUAUCUCUUCGACAUCACCCCCGCCAUCUAUAUCACAUCUAAUGAGCCACCAUUCGACUACAUCACAACUGACUAAUACCAGUAUGCUGUCGGAUAGUAGAUUGGUGAAUAUUGACGAGGAGGCCAAACUGGUAUACGGAGUCGUUUUCAGUUUGAGGAAUUUUGUCAGAAAGUUGAGUGGAAGUCAAGAUGGGUUCAUCUCCUAUCGCACCUCGCAAUAUAAACUUCAUUACUACGAAACUCCAACUGGGCUAAAAUUCAUCAUUAAUACCGAUCCGAACGUUGAAUCACUAAGGCCAGCACUGAGACAAAUCUAUGUGAAUUUCUAUGUCGAGUAUGUUGUUAAGAAUCCCCUUUCGCCUGUUGAACAUCCGGGUGGAGAUGGGGUGAACAAUGAAUAUUUCCGUGCUGCUGUGGAUAAGUUUAUCAAAAGCUUAGCAGUAUUUGAUUCAUAG